CGAACAACUUAUACUUGCUGCUUCUCCACGCCAAGUUUCGAACAGUUUCCUUCGCGGCGCGUACGAUAGACAGAGCUCGUACGAAUCUGAGACUGGCUCCUAUCGAUUAUCAGCACGGUGAUAAGGUAAACUCUAAUUGGCCAACGGCAACCGGGAGAUACGAUCGUGGAAACAGAAGCACUUUCGAUUGCAUCUAAGCCGCGAGGAUUUACUUAGCUCUGUGCCGUUGAUCGAUAAAUCAUAUCGCAUGACGGUAACCAAGAUUUUAACAAAUGAGAAUAACAGUCGAAAUCGCGCCAUAUCUACCGCCACAUUGCCGGUGUUCAUUCAAAUAGAUAAAAUAAGAUAGGGGAAGGAGAUCGAAAUAAUAGAUCGAAGAAUAAGAAUCUUUCGAAUCGAAAAUCGAAAAGGAGGAGAAGGGAGAGAAGGUGAGAGAAGGAUCUUUCUACCGAUUCGAUGUGCUCGAGGAUGUGAAUUGAGAAUCGUUUAAAGAAAAAGAAAAACAGGAAAACAGUCGUCAAAGAUUUUUCAUUCUGGAAUUCUGAAAUCAAGGAUCGAAGACAUAUACACAUACACCAUGGAGAAAAAUGAAAAGGAAGAACUAGGCAAUCCCAUGAAAGAGUUCAAUAGCAGAACGAAAAUAGCCACCAUCGAAAUUGAAGGACACAACGAGAAGGACGGAUUAUACGAUCCCUUCGAAAAUCGUGACAAGAAAAAUUCCAAUUCAGAUUUUGGUGCCCUGGCUCAUCUGUUAAAAUCAUCCCUCGGUACCGGAAUCCUCGCCAUGCCGAAUGCGAUCAAAAAUGGCGGGGUGAUAUUCGGCGGAAUAGGGACGAUAAUAAUCGGUUUAAUAUGCGCGCAUUGCGUCCACAUAUUGGUUCGCUCGUCCCAUAUCCUGUGCAAACGUACGAAAACACCUAAGAUGACGUAUGCCGAGACAGCGGAAGCUGCGUUCCUUUGCGGUCCAAAAACCAUCAGGCCUUUCGCUAAUUUCAGUCGAAUAUUCGUAAAUGCGGCAUUAUGCUCGACAUACAUAGGCGGUGCUUGCGUGUACGUGGUCUUCGUAUCGACUUCGAUUAAACAGGUGGUGGACUUCCACACUGGAAUGGACAUACCGAUGCGUUUGUACAUACUCACACUGAUACCUGCGGUGUUAUUACUGGGGCAAGUGCGAAAUUUAAAGUUCAUGGUGCCGUUCUCUAUCGUGGCCAACCUUUCCAUGAUAACUGGUUUCGCCGUGACUCUGUAUUAUAUCUUCAACGACAUCAAAAUACCGUCGCAUGUGAAGCCAAUCGCCUCUAUCGAGCAAUUGCCUUCGUUCUUCGCUACGGUGUUAUUUGCCAUCGAGGGUAUCGGUGUUGUGAUGCCUGUCGAAAACAGUAUGAGGAAUCCUCACCACUUUCUUGGUUGUCCAAGUGUUCUUAACAUAACGAUGACUAUAGUGGUAUCUUUGUACACUAUACUAGGCGUGUUUGGAUAUUUGAAGUACACGGAAAAUAUCAAUGCGACUAUCACGGCAAAUAUACCAACAGAGGACAUACUGGGACAAGCGGUAAAAUUGCUCAUCGCCCUGGCAGUUUUAUUCACGUACGGAUUACAACUUUUCGUUCCGAUGGAUAUCAUAUGGAAAGCUGUGAAAGAGAAAUGUAGUCACAAGUAUCAAGGCCUGUGCCACACAUUAAUGAGAAUAUGUAUAUGUAUAUUUACAAUUUGUGUGGCAUUACUCGUUCCGGAACUCGAGCCGUUCAUCUCUUUGGUCGGUUCGAUAUUUUUCUCGAUACUCGGCGUCACGAUUCCAGCCAUCGUUGAAACAAUUUCUUGUUGGGACGGCCAUCUUGGCAGAGGCAAAUGGAGAUUUUGGAAAAAUAGUAUACUUGUGAUAUUCUCUCUAUUGGCGUUAAUAUUCGGUUCCUGGAUCUCCAUUACAAAUAUAAUCAAAUUAUAUCAAUAAGUUUAUUUAUAAUGUAUUCGCGUAUAUGGAAAAAAAGACUUUUUUAUAAAUGUAUUAAUAUGUUCACUGUAUACGCUGUAUAUAUAUCUUAUUGGUAAACUCGAAUUUGUUUGAAAACAAUAUGCGUGUGAUAUCGAUUCAAAAAAUAAGAUACAAAUUGAGAAUCAAAUUUAGAUGCAAAGUUUUACGAUGUAACAUAAAAAAAAGACUUUGCAAGGAAAUUAUUUGACAAUUUUAAUGAUUUUUAAUUAAAGAUUUUUGUCUGCAGUGAACGUGUUGAAAAGACUAGAUUCUGUUGAAUAUUUGUACAUUGUACUUACACUCAUCGUAAUAUAAUUUAUCAUGUAAUGUAAUCCGUAUUGCCAUAGAAUAUUUAUUUUUAACAGUAUUCGUGUAAUUUCGUGUACAUUGUGUAUUUAUUUCUACAUUAUACUAAAGAAUUUGUGUAAAAUACUGUAAUUAACUUGAUCGAAAUGAGAUGAAUGAUUAGAAAGAUUCGAAUAAGAAGGACAGAUGGAUAGAUAAAUCGAUUAAACCAAAUCAUUAAUCAAUUAAAAUUAUUAUGAUAUCGUGAUCAAGUAUUUAUUGUGAAUAGUUCAAAUUAGAAAUACAAUCGUUCUUUUUUUUUAAA
This is a messenger RNA of Apis florea (little honeybee), 2582 nucleotides long. RefSeq names its product proton-coupled amino acid transporter-like protein pathetic. Lineage: Eukaryota; Metazoa; Arthropoda; Insecta; Hymenoptera; Apidae. The record is from RefSeq and is a predicted model, not a curated record. Gene Ontology annotation, molecular function: L-amino acid transmembrane transporter activity. Gene Ontology annotation, cellular component: vacuolar membrane. Gene Ontology annotation, biological process: amino acid transmembrane transport.